Messenger RNA from Pseudophryne corroboree (corroboree frog), 6944 nucleotides. RefSeq names its product USP6 N-terminal-like protein. Bases 453 to 2996 code for a protein of 847 amino acids. NCBI's taxonomy places the organism in Eukaryota, Metazoa, Chordata, Amphibia, Anura, Myobatrachidae. The transcript is spliced from 15 exons. The record is from RefSeq and is a predicted model, not a curated record.
GUGGAGUAGUUGAACCGUGCGAGCAGCAGCAGGAAUCUAGUCACUAGCUUUUUUUGCAGUCUGAUCACUGCACAAAGAAAAUCAUAUAGGGACUUCAUGUAAGCAUUGACAAUUUAGGCUAUUAAAGCACCUAUUGCAGUGUUUUAACCAAAAGGAAUGGACUGGGUGAAAAAUAAGGGAUUUGAGAUUUUGACUAGGAAAGAUCGGGUCGCACCAGGGAAUCCUGAGAUUUCAGAGUGGAAACACUGAUCCGCACAGCUGUAGCUGCUGCUUCGGGACAGAGGAUGCAUGAGGCCGGGGGUGUGAGGUGACACGAGCAAGACUUGAGCACUGAACCAAGGGAAUAACGCCGUGAUAAAGCUUGGAGUUUAUAACGGAGCAGAGAGACUACUACACACUCACGUGGGCCACCUUUUGGCUUAUGGACUGCAAUAAGAACACACUCUUCUGACAUGAAGAAAGACAUUGAGACUUUAAUAGCAUUGGAAAGAGCUGACAUAAUCAGCAAAUAUGAGAAGGGAAGGCAACCAGGAGCUGAAAUUGACCUGUGGGAGGAUGCUGAUUUUACCCUGUACAAAGUUACUGAUAGAUUUGGCUUCUUACAUGAACAAGAGUUGCCUCUACGGACGGCUGUUGAGGAAAAGCAAAAGCAGCAGGAAAUUGAACGUGUAGACAAAUGGCUGAAGAUGUUGAAGAAAUGGGAAAAGUACAGGACCAGUGAGAAGAUGUUUCGCAGAGUGUACAAAGGAAUUCCUUUACAAGUGAGGGGUCAGGUCUGGUCGCUGCUUUUGGAUGUUGAAGUUAUGAAGUCUGAGAAUGUGGGUAAAUAUGAGAAAAUGAAAGACGUGGCCAAAAUUUAUUCAACAGAGAUCAAACAGAUUGAUUUGGAUGUAAACCGAACAUUCCGCAAUCAUAUUAUGUUUCGAGAGCGAUAUGGUGUCAAGCAGAGGGCCUUGUUUGAUGUGUUAUCAGCUUAUUCAGUCUACAAUACGGAAGUAAGUUACUGUCAGGGGAUGAGUCAAAUUGCAGCUGUGCUACUCAUGUACUUGAAUGAGGAGGAUGCAUUUUGGGCUCUAGCUCAACUGCUAACCAACCAGAGACACGCAAUGCAUGGUUUUUUUAUCCCUGGUUUCCCAAAGCUCCAGAGGUUUCAGAGUCACCAUGAGCAGAUCCUAAGCAAGUUCUUCCCCAAGCUAAAGAAGCACAUGGACAAAGAGGACAUGUCCACUGGGAUUUAUACAACAAAGUGGUUUCUACAGUGCUUCUUAGAUCGGACGCCGUUUACACUUACUCUGAGGUUGUGGGACAUCUAUAUCUUGGAAGGCGAGCGAGUCCUGCCAGCCAUGGCUUAUACAAUACUGAAACUGCACAAAAAACGCUUGCUGAAGAUGUCCAUGGAAGAUCUUCGGGAGUUUCUACAAGAGAGAAUUGCACGUUCCUUGAGCUAUGAUGAUGAUAUUGUGGUUGAACAGUUACAGACCUCUAUGGCUGAGCUGCGGAAGAUGAAACUUGAGCUACCACCACCAGGAAAGGCUGAAGAGUUCCCCAAAAAGACCUUGGGUCAGGAUGUUCCUGUACACCUACUUCCAGUUAAACAAGCUGUGGAGUUCAAUGGACAGAAUAAGACUGACAGUGAGGGUGCCCAACAAACUUCUCAGUCUCCCGUGGAUGUAAAUGAGAAUAACUCAAACACAGGUGAUAAAAGCAAGACUGUUACAUCUGCCCCACAGCAAAAUGGAACUUCCAGACUUUUUUUGGAAAGCGAGAUGGACAUUCAGGGCACAGAUAGGCAGUCUGUAAAUGAGAUGGAUACUCCUAAGCAGGUGGAGCAGCAUGUGGUAAAUCUUAUUGCUGGGGCAGAAACAACAGUAGAUGGGUCAAAAUUAGAAAAUGACACAUUUAUUGAAGAACUCCCGGACCAUCUAUUAGAAAAGGGCACAAAAGAGUUUCCUGGAUUAUGUAUCGUGCAGGAAGGUAGUUUUCCAGAACAAGGUUUAUCCAUCUCUACUAUAAAAAUGGAAGGUAACACGGUAACAGACAAUUCCAACUUGGGAGAUUUUACUAAGAGAGCACAGUCACAGCAUCUUAUGCCAAGUGACACUACAGGCACAACUCCCACACUCCCAGCUUUAGGAGACAAAGACCCAUACCAACCGCAUUCAGUUGAAGUCUGUCAGACUUCUCAAAGUGAGAGUGAGACCUUAUCAAAUAUUAAGGACUUUCCUUCAUAUGAUUCUUUGUCUUUUCCACACGAAACAGAAUAUAUUUCUACUCCAGAAGAAGAAAGCACUGCCCUCACUGAUACAGGACAACUGGUCUCCCUCUUGCCGCCUGGUGUACAAACCAGAAGAUGUUCUUCACAGUAUGAUAAUAUGUCACAUUCCGAUCAGGAAGAAUGGCCUCCAUGCCCCACAGAAUCCUCCUUGGAUGAUUUGGAAAGAGAGUCGUGGCAGUCUGACUUAUGUAAUGCUCUGGAUUUGGUCACAGAACAGCCUAACGAUCCAGGCGAGCUCCUACAGCUCAAACCUAUCAUUUCUAGUCACCAAGGACCGUCCUGCAGUGUGCCAACAUUACUUAUCACCCAGUGUGACCUGAGAGAACCAAUCAAUUCUCUUAGCAACUCCUCACCAUCUUUAAAUAGUACUUAUAGCCCUUGCCAUGUUAUUAAGACAAGAACCCCUAUUCAAGUGUCUCAUGCAAUCAGCCAGGGCAUCAUAGAUAGCAAGCAAGCAGCACAAUCGUUGAUUGAAAGUCCCAAGCAUUUCCUUGCUCUUGGUAAGCAUAAUGCAGAGGAAAAAGAUGGAGACCAAAUUGGUUGUGAACCCCUUGUAAAUCAUAUAAAUGGUCCCAUGAGUCCAUGCAAAAAAUUCCCAUCUCAAAACUCAAAGCCAAUGCUACCAGAGAAACGUCCAGUUAUUCCCAAAUCGCUUUCCAAUAACAACUUCUACUCAAGCAAUCAAACCAUGGCUCAAAUGUCCAAGUCAGUAACAUUCUAAACAAGAACAGAAGAUGAUGCAUGACAUGCUAUUGUGUUUGCUUCAUUGUGCUGUGCUGUGUGUGAGCCAUUUUUAUGCGGGACAUAAAAACAAGGCAUGAUCUAUAGCAUAGACACGUGGAACAGGACUAGACUUAUCAUUUUCAGCUACACUGGUUUGACAGGCUGGAUUUUAACAUCUUUUAUUAUUGUUUUUUAAUACAAACAGAUCACAAAGUGCUUAUUUUUGAAAAAAAAUUAUGAUUUAUUUUUAUUUUAAAAGACGUGCAUUUAAUCAAGUUCUGGGCAGAGAUAAAGUAUUAUUGAGUAUCUUUAGGAGGACAAAAUAUUUUCUCACCUAAGUGUCCAUUAAAAGCACUUUUGUUAAACUUCAUUACUGGCAUAUUCAUGUGGAUAGUGCUAUGGGGUGGCAUUGACAACCUUCAUCUUAUUUGCUGAAUUUUUCUAGGGAGUCCGAAAUUCUAAAUUGAUGUAUUUCAGCCAUGCUGGCCAGAAACCCUACACUGUCUAGGACUAGCUUUCUAUACAGUUUCCCAGUAGUUGUUAUUACUAGUAAACUGUUAAUUGCACAUAUAGAGUUCAGCUCACCUAGUUUAAUUGAUGACUUAGCAUAGGGACCUUCAUAUUUGUUUUGUAUUGUUUUUUAGGAGAUUCGUAAUGAUUCUUCAUACCAUUACUCCACUUCGAGUGUUAUGUAUAAAAUAUGCAUCUACUUGUAUAAUUUGGUAAUGGCAAGGAAUAUUCAUUUAUGAUCUUUGUUUAUUUAUAAUAUUCUGUGUUCAUCUUUUUAUCCCUAUUAACCUUUAAACAAAAAAAAUAUUUUUUCCAUGAUACAGAUGUUUUCCGUAUAUAAGCAUCUUAUAAUAAGAAAACGAUGCAAUAACAAGCAAUAUUCAGCAGUAAAGUGCAUAGUGAAUUAACAGUACAGUUUAACCAUUAAAAUAACAUUUGAGCUUAUGCCAAAUAGGCCAAUGCACCAGUCAAGAAAAUGAAUCAGUUUAUUUCUAAAAUAAUUAUUUAGUACUUAUUUAUUUAAACAGAAAGUUAAUUUUAUUGGGUGAAACCAAAGGCUCCACAAUUUUCCAUAUUUUUUUUUUUAGAUAUUUAUUUCUUAAAGAAAAUAAAAAUUGUUCAAUAUUGUAAUGUGUAAAGGAGAGGGACAGGUACACAAGGUUUUUCUAUUUGUGUAUUCUGAAUAGCAUAGAUUUCAUUGCAUUCAUUGUCAUUUUCAAUGCUGCAGAAACAUUGAGGGUUUGUCUAAAAACUUUAAUAGGUUUUUUUUCCUGCAAACAUCUUUUGAUAUUUAUCAUAGUCUGUUUGCUUUCACCUACUUCUAAUGAAAUUAAAAAUGAUUUCAUUUGUUUUGUGCAUUUUUUACAGUUAAUUACAGACAGUAACCUUUCUUCGUUAAGUGUCUGAUUAAAGCCAAAAAUUAAAGAAUUCUAGAUUAACAUGUUGUACAUGCCAUGUAAAUCCAGACAGCUAAAAGAGCGUAGAAGGCUGUAGUAAUCAGUUCAUAUAAAUAAAUAGGCAGUAUGCGUGACACCCUGCUCACCAGCUUAUGUUGUACAACCUGGUAUAACCCUGUAACUCUGUUUCAGGAUAUGUAGUUACUGCUCCUUCACUGCAGGCACUUCUCUAGUAUUUAUAGUGCUCUGUCCAUACUUAACUGAUUGUAUAUACAUAGUGAUUGUUGGAGCAUAGGGCCUGGCUCAGAGAUGGCUGAUAAUGCGGCCGCGCUUGCCGUUGCUCUCUCAAUAGCUGGAAAUAUGCAAAUGCUUAUUUCAGCCUUCUCUUUGUACUCCACCAUGUGAUGGAGUGUAUGAACGCUGAAAUGCCCACUUUUGGGCUCUGUGGUCAGUGCAAUUGCGAUAGAUCAGUCGCACCAGUGACAUUUGCGAUAGCCAAGGGUCUACCCAAGCUACUCUCCUCAAAUCCAACUAAACAUGACCUCUGUAGCAGUUGAUUUGAAAGCAGGAAGGCUGCUGCAUUCCCAGACAUUCCAGUGACACUCUUAUUACACGUCCUUGAAGUGGACCCUUUUUGUAAUCACUUUAGGUCACCUCACAGUCUCCACCAGGAAAAGCCCAAGUUUCACAAAGCCAUUUGCAAGUUUUAGCAAUCCUGUAUGCAAUUGCGAAUACCAUCAGACAUUAGGGUGCACAGAAGGUGGUCCCAGACUUUUUGUGCAUGCGCGGCAGUAAAAAACAUUGUUUAACUGGGGAAACAUUGAUACUACGUCUGUCUCUGUAUCAGGCCCAUAAUUCCAGUGCUCAAAAAAUACAAGAGGAUCACACAAUUGUGCAAUAUAGUAUAUAAGAAGUGGGAAUCCAUUCUCCUGUUACAGUAAGUACUGGGUGGAUUUUAUGGCCUUGACAAAGAUGUGCAUCCCAGAUUUAACUUCAAAAUAAUGAUUCAGAUUAAAAUCACCAGAUAGUGACGCCGAAUACCAUUACACAGCAAGCAAUGUAGCACUGGACUUCUAUCCUCUGUAGUGUGUUUGCCUGGAGUCAAUGCAAUUGAUUUUCAGUUAUGAAUUAAAAUUAUGGUACUAGACCAAGUUGAUUGCUAGAGACAAAGUUGUUGAACCUUAAUGCAUUUUGAUGCUUACUUACCUCUUUUUUUAUGGUCAUUUGCAGUGGCGACUCCAGAGAUGAGGCUGCAGCGCAGUCAAAAUGUCAAAUAGGGGAGCCAAACCAUCUACCAGUGAGUCAGUAUGGGAUGAUAGUUGGUGGCAGUUGGCGUGGCUCCCCUAUUUGAAAUUUGGACUAGGCUGGAGCCCCACCUCUGGGGCCGCCACUGGUCAUUUGGGUAAUUAAUUAAAAGACCUGCAGCCAUUGCAAUAUGUCUUUGCAUAUACGUGUUAGCAGAUUUGCUCUUGGGCACCCAUUCCUGCAACUCCUUUCUGUUAUGCACUAUUAUCAUCCUAGGGACCAACAUUUUAUCAGCAGCUAGCUCUGACGUUAUCCUCCCACACUCUCUGCACUAUAAUAUACACUUUGAAACUCUUUUGUCAUUGAACUGUUUGAGACUUAAUUUGACUACAGACGUUUAUAUGUAACAUUGUGAUUAAAUGCAGAAAUUCACACGGACCAUUUAUACCUAAUUAACAAUGCAAUUGUUAGCCCAUAUACACAGACCCACACAAACUUAGUGUACCACUUUGUUUACCUAUAACAGAUUGUUUAAUUGAGGUCACACACAUCACAAUCAAAGCUGCUCUUGAGAGUCAGGGAGGUAGCUUUACUAAGGUUCCUAUAAAUGAAAAGUAGUGAUGUUGGCCAAAGCAACCAUUCAGAAUCUGUCCAUCAUUUUCUAGAGUGCAAUAUGGAAUUCAUAGCUAGAAUCUGAUUGGUUGCUAUGGGCAACAUCACUUUUCAUUUUUGGAAGCUUUAGUAAAUUUAGCCCAUUGCAUCCCACUUUACCACCUUGAGCACAAAUCAACACCUUUACCAACCUAUUAGCUUAUUUCAAAAUACUUUACUUCAAGUCUUACAUGGUAAAUGUUGGUAUAUGACAGAGGUGCCUAGCCAAUCAGCAUAUUUGGUGAAAUAUUUCUGAAUGUCUUGUACUGCCACAUUGGGGGGCAGUUUGUGUGUGAAAAGCGUGAUCAACCAUUAGUCAUUAGGUUAACCUAAAUAUUAUCAUAUUUAAUUAAACUUGAGGAAAUUAAAUUCUAAUGAGUUGCUGAAAAUGCUAAUUUAUUCUAUUGACUAAUAUAGGAAUGCAGUCAUAAGGUUUUUUUCCCUUUCAUUUAAACAUUAUCUUAAGUCAUGUUCCUGCUGCGAUGAUUAUCGAAUAAUUUCUUCAAUUACAAUGUGUCUUCCUUCAGAACUCAUGAAUGUUACCUAUUUCUCAGACCAAAAUAAAGAGUUGUUACUAUAAUACUGUAGAUGUUUAUGCUUAAAAAUGUGUUUAGAAAUAAUUUGUAAAAUUCUUUGGAAUUCGC